AUGGAACACAGUCUGUGGCGCCGGUAUCUACUUCUGGACCUUGAGACGAGUGACUGCUUCGACAACGCCGAUGUGAUCGGCGACGGCUUCUUCCAGGUGAAAAUCAUGCUUCUAUGCGUGGUCUCCCUUGCUAUUCUGCACUCUCACACACUGGCAUUCGCGCUCAUCUCGUUUCCCGUCGACCACUGGUGCAGACCACCCGCGCAUCUUGGCAACCUCUCCGAAGCGGGGUGGAGGAACGUGGGCAUACCGCUGGAGGCCAACGGGCAGCCCAGUUCCUGCCGUAUGUACGACGCGUUGAAUAGUACUGCCGAGACGAUCGCCUGUGACGCGUGGGACUACAGCGCAGAUCGCGCCGCCUCGACCAUCGUGAGCCAAUGGAAUCUGGUGUGCCACCGAGCUUGGUUGCUCCACGCUGCCAAGGCGGCGCACUUGUUCGGCGCCGCGGUUGCGACAGCCGCCGCUGGCUACUUCGCGGACCACGCCGGCCGGAAGCCCGUUAUCAACGCUGCGACCACAAUGCUCCUUCUAGUUGGGUGCGCAUUGCGCUUCGCGGAUUCGUACGUGAUUUACUUAGCCAUGCGAUUCCUCCUGGGUGGCGCCGCGAGCACGCUGUUUGUUGUCACAAACAUUCUUUAUUUCGAGGUGAGCCCGAACGACUGCAGAACCCGCCGUCUCGGCAUGGCCGUAUUGAUGGCGUUCGGACCCUGUGUGAUUCUCUUCUUGCUUCUACGCGAGACGCGUCUCAACUGGAUGCAGCUGCAGAUGGCUAUGGGCUCGCCCACGGCACUUGCGCCGCUAUUUUUUGUGCUGGCGGUGGAAAGCCCCCGAUGGCUAGUAGCCACCAAACAGUUCGACCAGGCCGAGGCGGUAGUCGCAUCAGCUGCUAAAGCCAAUGGCUUCGCUAAGCCGGCCGACGCAGCUGCCGCAAUCAAGAGGCUGAAGAGUGUGGAAAGCUCCAAGGUGAAUCUGAAGGUCACGCUGCUGGCUGUGCUGAGUAUCGGUCUCGUUCGGCACCGUGUCACCACUGUCUUCGCGAGCUCGUUCGCGACCACCUUCGCGUACUACGCGCUCACGCCGACCGCGGGACUCACUCGGGCGUGGGGUGGACCGGUGUCGCUCGUCGCAACGACCGCGGUGUUUCUCAUCUGUUUGCUCGUCUUCAACCGCGUCUCGAGGCUCCUCAUGGUAAGCGUGAACCUUUCGGCGCUAGCGUGUUGCAGCUGCCUCGCUUCGCUAAUGUUUCGGAUGAGACAAGAGACGCUGGGCCGCGUCUUCCUGGUGUUCGCCCGGGCCUUCUCCGUGUCCGGAAUGAUGGUGAACUACAUCUACGUGCUCGAGCAUUUCCCGACGCCGAUACGGGGCGUGUUUUCCUGCACGUCGUACGCGUUCGGACGAAUCGGAGCCACAUUCACCGCCUUCUACGGCGUCGCCCAAGAGGACUCUCUGCUUGGCUUCGUUGUGUUCGUCGUGUUGAACGUGGUGCUCCUGCUGCUCCGCAUCAGGGACGAGAACGAGACGCCCGCGGAGCCGACGACGGCGCCACCGGGCGCCAAGAGCCCUACGGCAGAACAGCGGCACGGCCUGGACAGGAUAGAAGGCUCUGGCGGCGGCGAAGUGGCGCCGGCUCGCAAAGCGGAAGCUCCUUCGUGCAGCUCCCCAGACGCUUGCUUCCGCGCGCUGCCAUCCCGGGGCGAGAGUGCCAACAAGGAACCUCCCACGGUCACGGUUAUCGCGACAACAACGUGCUUCCACUAA
This is a messenger RNA of Dermacentor silvarum, 1758 nucleotides long. Its product is annotated as solute carrier family 22 member 6. Gene Ontology annotation, cellular component: membrane. Gene Ontology annotation, molecular function: transmembrane transporter activity. The record is from RefSeq and is a predicted model, not a curated record. The transcript has 2 exons. The coding region runs from base 1 to 1758 and encodes 585 amino acids. Gene Ontology annotation, biological process: transmembrane transport. NCBI's taxonomy places the organism in Eukaryota, Metazoa, Arthropoda, Arachnida, Ixodida, Ixodidae.